AUGACUGGGAAGUGGAGUCAAGUUUCUACCCAGGCCAGUCCUUGUACAUUUCCCAACAAAAAGGAAGUCGGUAUUGGUGAUAUCCAAGAGCCGUUCCCAAAGCAUUCGCUACAUUGCAACUGCCACGGCCAGUCACAUAACGUUGUUAUCAGGUCAAAUGAAGAGAGGUUCAACUCCUCGGAGAUGGAGAAAAUCAUCGUCGGCAACCCGGAGGUGAAAACUGCCCUGAUCGUGAACACUCCGAACUUCAAACCCGUUUUGAUCAUCGAGCCAUUCACGGCGGUCCAGACUAGAAAGGAAAUGGUCAGUCUGAUUGACCGCAUUAUGCCACAAGUUGCCAAGGCGAACGAGGCUACCAACUGUACGAUAGCGACAUACGGCCGAAUUGCAACCCAUUUGAUUACGGUGUCCACGCAAGACAAGCCGUUUGUCAGGGCGGAGAAUGGAGUACUGAAUAAACCCGCUACUAUCACUCUUUACACCGAUGAGAUUGAAGACCUCUACGUGAACACGAAAGAAACUCCGCUCCAUAGGGUGCCACGUAUCGACGUCAGCUCCCAAACCGCACUGAGCAGAUCAAUCGCGAAGAUCCUCCGCGGAAAUUUCAAUGUGCCUUACUUGAAUUCUGACGCUGACUUCCUCGCCUCUGGAAUGGGUCCUCUGCAAAUAAUAGCGGCCGCUCGUUUUAUUACAUCUUGUGUCCGCGCCACGAACAAGCAUUACAGUGGAAUUUCUAUCAGGGCUCGCGACUUGUAUAGCCACCCGAGCUCGUACAGGCUUGCCGGUCACAUUCUCCAAGCUGCUGCCAACAACAAAGAUGAUGACGACGCAGGCAUCAGCAGCCAGGACUACAAGACAAUGGAUUAUCUGUAUAAGAAAAUGACAGAAAACCUAGUUGUAGCCAAGCCCGGCCGUGUCGAACCAGCCAAGGAACAGCAAACGGUCAUCCUUACUGGGUCAACCGGCAAUAUGGGAUGCUACCUACUGGACGAAAUGGUGCGAAAUCCUUACAUCAAGAGCAUCAUUUGCUUCAACAGGUCGAACGACGGCGGCGUCGAGAAGCAGGCGAAGGCGAUGGAGAAACGCGGUUUAUCUCAUCCAACUGAGAGCGGCAAAGUCGAGUUCUUCCGUACAAAUCUUGCGCAGCACAACAUGGGCCUUUCCGAGGACAUUCUGGCCCGAUUGCUCAAGGAGACUGAUCGAAUCGUCCACAAUGCAUGGGCAGUGAAUUUCAAUAUGCCCCUCGAGGCUUUCGAACCACAUGUUAAGGGGGUGCGAAAUCUUGCAGAUUUUGCUGCUGCUGCGGAUAAACGUGUUGCUAUGGUGUUCGUGUCUACGAUUGGCGUAACCGCCAAGUGGGAUCGAAGCCGAGGCCCUGUGCCCGAGAUAUCCUUGCGUGAUUUUAGCAUGGCGGCACCAGGAUAUGGACAGAGCAAGUUGGUGUCCAGUAUGGUUCUCGAGGACGCAGUCAAGGCUGGAGACUUCCCUCUCGCCAUAAUCAGGGUUGGUCAAAUCGCCGGACCUCUCGGUAAUAAGGGUGUUUGGAGCCGGCAUGAAUGGUUUCCCUCCGUCAUUGCAAGUAGUCUUGUGCUCAAAGCACUACCCAAGCACCUGGCAGGGUGGGAAAAUCGAACUUCAUGGCUUCCGGUGGAGUCAAUGUCAAAGAUGAUACUUGACAUUGGUGGUCUUACGGAAGCGUCAAGAGAUUAUCAUGAGGGAUAUUUCCACGGCUGUAACCCUUCGGUCACACAGUUCGAUAAGUUGGCCCCUGUGAUCCAGAACUACUAUGGAAAAGAUCGCCUGCCGGAGCUUGUUAGCUUCAAAGAAUGGGUUGAACGGCUGGAGAAGAGUCGUACCACAGAGGGUGCGCCUGGUGCCGAUCGCAACCCUGCUUUGAAGCUCGUGGACUUCUUGCGAAAUGUUGCGUCGAGUGGCGAGGACGAAUCGAAAACUAGAACUCACGAUGUUCAAAGAGCCAUCUCUUGCAGCCCGUCUUUACGAUCGGCAAUGCCUGUUACCCCUGAGUUGAUGAUCCACUGGUGCAAGCAAUGGAGAUUUGAAGGUCUUUCAGCCCGUGCUAGUCAUCUGUAG
Molecule: messenger RNA, 2091 nt
Organism: Colletotrichum truncatum
Lineage: Eukaryota; Fungi; Ascomycota; Sordariomycetes; Glomerellales; Glomerellaceae
Product: male sterility protein
Source: RefSeq, a predicted model, not a curated record